Molecule: messenger RNA, 1586 nt
Organism: Brassica oleracea var. oleracea
Lineage: Eukaryota; Viridiplantae; Streptophyta; Magnoliopsida; Brassicales; Brassicaceae
Product: probable arabinosyltransferase ARAD2
Molecular function (GO): glycosyltransferase activity
Source: RefSeq, a predicted model, not a curated record
AUGGGCCGAGCUCGUCUAGUGGUUGAGGUCGUCCGAGACUUUCAAAAUCAUCAAUUGUUGCUUAACGGGCCGAACCUGAUUUUGGGCUCAGCUCUUAAUGGGCCUGUGCUAAGCCCAUCUCGAAAUUUCACUUACGGAGUGAUCGAGCAGCACCGCGUAGUUCGAGGCGGAGAGAAAUCUGAUGAUGUCACGGGGUUGAAAUAUCCGCGGCAUCACCAUAAGCACGAGUGGUAUGUCUUCUCGGAUCUUACUCGACCCGAUACCGAACGGGUCGCGUCUCCUAUCGUCAGAGUUUUCAACCCGGCCGAGGCGGAUUUGUUCUAUGUUCCGGCGCUCUCUUCUCUAAGCUUGACUGUGAAUUCGGGUCGAACCGGGUUGGGUUACACGCAGGAGAGAUUAGUGGCUUGGUUGGAAGGUCAAGAAUGGUGGAGGAGGAACAACGGGAGGGAUCAUGUGAUUGUGCCGAAUGCGUUGAAACGGGUCAUGGAUCGGGUCAAGAACGCGGUUUUGCUUGUGGCGGAUUUGGACCGGUUAAGAGCUGACCAAGGGUCGCUUGUGAAGGACGUAAGCAUACCUUGUUCUCAUAGGACUGAUGCUUUCGAAGGCGUGCUUGGUGUAACGAAGAGGAACACUUUGUUUAUCUUCAUGGGAAACCGCAAAGAUGGAGGUAGAGUCAGAGACUUGCUUCUCAAGCUGUUUGAGAAUGAAGAUGAUGUUGUGAUCAUCAAACAUGGAACACAAUCAAGAGAGAAUAGGCGUGCGGCGAAACAAGGCAUGCAUACGUCUAAGUUUUGUCUACUUCCAGCUGGUGAUACUCCUUCUGCUUGCAGAUUGUUUGAUUUCAUUGCGAUUCUCUGUAUCCCGGUGAUUGUAAGUGAUGGCAUUGAGCUGCCUUUCGAGGAUGUUAUAGAUUACAGAAGUUUCUCUGUGUUUUUGAGGAGUGAUUCGGCUUUGAAACCAGGUUUUUUGGUUAAAAAGUUGAGAAAAGUGAAACCAGGAAAGAUUUUAAAGUACCAAAAGGCUGUGAAAGAGGUGACACGAUACUUUGAUUAUACGCAUCCAAAUGGAAGUGUGAACGAGAUUUGGAGACAAGUGACUCAGAAGGUACCGCUAAUCAAACUUAUGAUCAAUCGUGAAAAGCGAAUGAUUAAGAGAGAGAAUCAGGAGCCGGAGUGUUCUUGUUUAUGCUCAAACCAAACCAGGAUCAUCCAUGGUGUUUAGUAGCUUAAACUUGAAUGUUUGCGUAAUGAAUGUAAAAUCAAGAACCACUCUGUGUAUCAUGCAUUAUAAGUACUUGGUCAGGUCUCUUGGAACCCGUGAAAGAUAGCUUAGCAAGAGAGUCAAUUGCAAGCGACCGGGACACUAUCAAGAACAAAGAGAUUGCCUUUAAAGAAUCAUUAAUACUUUGUUCAAAAAGGAUAAACACAACAUACCGAGGUAACGAGACACAAGCAUAAUCUAGGAGGCACAUGCCACAACACAGCACCAAACCAUUUCUUUAAACCGAUCAAUAAGGCGCGCGCGUCUUUCUAGUAGUAAAGGGGCACGUUAGCAACCACUAAACCUAAUUUGUACUUAUGAAGCUG